Molecule: messenger RNA, 1455 nt
Organism: Zingiber officinale
Lineage: Eukaryota; Viridiplantae; Streptophyta; Magnoliopsida; Zingiberales; Zingiberaceae
Product: WAT1-related protein At5g07050-like
Exons: 6
Coding region: 16-1314 (432 amino acids)
Cellular component (GO): plasma membrane
Molecular function (GO): transmembrane transporter activity
Source: RefSeq, a predicted model, not a curated record
AUAAAUACGCGCCAAAUGGCCGUGUCCUUUCUCAGGAGACUGAGCGCGCGGUACACACCGAACGAAUUGCCUCUUCUCUUCAGUACUUCUCUUCUUCCUCUCCAAGCUCGAACAGCUAGCCAAGCCAAGCCAAGCCAAGCCAAGAUGGAGGGAUGCAGCAAGCUCUUGCAAAAGUGCAAGCCCUAUGUGGCCAUGACCUCCCUCCAGUUCGGCUACGCCGGCAUGAACAUCAUCACCAAGGUCUCCCUCAACCACGGCAUGAGCCACUACGUCCUCGUCGUCUACCGCCAUGCCUUCGCCACCUUGUCCAUUGCCCCCUUCGCCAUCAUCCUCGAGAGGAAAGUCAGGCCCAAGAUUACGUUCCCAAUCUUCCUUCAGAUAUUUGUUCUAGGUCUUCUCGGGCCGGUUAUUGAUCAAAACUUCUACUAUGCCGGACUGAAGUUCACCUCGCCGACCUUCUCCUGUGCCAUGAGCAACAUGCUCCCUGCAAUGACCUUUGUGUUAGCCAUCUUGUGCAGGAUGGAGAAGGUGCAGCUGAAGAAGGUGAGAUGCCAAGCCAAGAUGGUGGGAACUCUGGUGACGGUGGCCGGUGCCAUGUUGAUGACGCUGUACAAGGGACCUCUCAUGGAGAUGGCCUGGACCAAGCAGGCUAGCCCACACCAAUCUGGUGCUGCCGCGGAUGGCUCGACCGACAAGGACUGGUUCAAAGGCUGCAUCUUCCUCAUCAUCGCCACUCUAGCUUGGGCCUCGCUCUUCGUCCUUCAGGCGGCGACGAUCAAGAAGUACGACGCUCCCCUGUCGCUCACCACUUUGAUAUGCGGCGUUGGCACUCUGCAAGCCGUCGCUGUCACCCUGAUAAUGGAGCACGAGCCCUCUGUUUGGAAGAUCGGCUUCGACAUGAACCUCCUCGCUGCCGCCUAUGCUGGGAUCGUGACGUCUAGCAUUGCCUACUACGUUCAGGGUCUGGUGAUACAGGAGAAAGGGCCAGUCUUUGCCUCUGCCUUCAGCCCACUGAUGAUGAUCAUCGUGGCGAUCAUGGGGUCCUUUAUCCUUGCUGAGAAGAUCUAUUUGGGAGGCGUGCUGGGCGCGGUGCUCAUAGUGUUCGGACUCUACUCUGUUCUCUGGGGCAAGCACAAGGAGAACAGGGAGAAGACCAUGGAAGCUUUGGACAUACCAGUAGCAGUGAAGGACGUGGAAGGAAAUGGGAAAGCGAAGGAGAUCAUACAAGUCAACAACUGGGUGAUCUCCUCCCUUGACAAGGCUGUGGAUGUCCCAAUACAAGGUAAAUCCAUGAAUGCCAAGGAAGAGCCAUGAGUAGGGAGUGAAUCUAUAGUGGGAGGAAGAUGAGUAGGUACAGGGUCUGAGGUGGAUUUUCUUCAGUUUUUAGUUUUCUUUCCCUUGUGCGAGUUAUGAUUUGUAAGUUUGCAAGGAAUGAGAACUAAGAGCUUUAAAGUA